AUGCCAUCCCAAGCCGAGUACAGCGGUGCUUUUUGGCUUGGCUAUUUUGUUGCUGUCAAAGGACCAUGGAACCCUAGCUCCAACACCGCGAUCUUCGUCGGCCAGCAAGGUCAGCAAGGCCCAGUAGGUGGAUCAGGGGUGGACGAGCGUUACACCAACUAUGGCAUCUACCAGCUUGCCGAUAAUUUACUCAGAGACGACAGCCUGAGCUACACUCCAUUGCAGUCAAACUCAUACAGUCGCGAGCUCCUGGCGUUUGCCGAGAACCUUGAUUUGGGCGGUCAGAACAACGAGCCUGGCCCAGCCGAGGUCGCCGAGCGUUUGAGACAAGACCAGAACCCCAUGAGUAGAUACCUUCAGAAAAUGCAGGCUGAAGCUAUGGAAGCAUUCCAGCAAGAGCUCGAUAUGGGAAUCGCGCGGACGAACGUGUUCGAACAAUGGGCAGAGAUGAAUGCGCCUGCCUAUACCGCAGCUAUUAGGGAAUAUGGGUCCGGAUCAUCCGCUUUGUCUGAAGUUCUACGCAGGGCACAAGGUCCUGCAGCCGAAGCGACCAAUACUGCCCGAGAGCGGAUCGCAGACGCUCUGCAUUCAGGACGCCUACAACCCGGCGCUGCAGCAUCUAUCCGCAAGGCGUACCAAGCCAGUGAGAGGAUCCCAGAGCCACAAGGGACCAUGAUCGUCCCGGCUUACAGUUCACCCGAUCUCCAGGACAUGUUCAGAUGGGUUGACAGAAUCAAAGGUCAACCGGAAAACGAGAGGUGGGAAGAAUUCACCAUCGAUUACAACCUUGGCAGCAGCGUCUCCAAACACAGCUUUGGCCAGAGAUCCCUCAACUCCAAUACAUUAUUCUCCGUGCCAUGGUGCGGCAUCACGGCUGAGGGCAAUACCACUUCCGCUUUGAGCAGCCCAGAUCAGCAGAAGACUUCCAUCGUUGUCAAAUGGACUGGCAGAAGACUGGAGAGCGUUUAUCCUGGUGGAUGGGACAUCAAAGGUUCCAACUUCAGACUCAACCCCUCCGCCCCAGAAUCUGCUAAGAAUCUCAUGCGCCCAACGCAGCUAGUGUGCUUGAACAACCUCUCGUAUGAUAUCAAGUUCUUCGGCGAGAGUGUCGAAGAAGUCGAGCAGGCGAUCUCGAAGGCCAGGCGUGGUGAAGCGGAGAUGAGGGUGUUUGGUUGGAGUGUUGGGGUCGAAGGUGGUGGUAGACCCGAGGAAGCGUCUCAUGUUGCCAAGUGGGAUAAGGAGAAUGGGACGUUGACGAUAUCGCCGCAGCUGUAUGGAUCGAGUGUGAGUGUUGCUGCUAUUGUGGGGGAGAAGGUCAACAGCUAG
Messenger RNA from Fulvia fulva, 1326 nucleotides. RefSeq lists its product as uncharacterized. The transcript has 5 exons. Bases 1 to 1326 code for a protein of 441 amino acids. The record is from RefSeq and is a predicted model, not a curated record. Lineage: Eukaryota; Fungi; Ascomycota; Dothideomycetes; Mycosphaerellales; Mycosphaerellaceae.